This is a messenger RNA of Magnolia sinica, 594 nucleotides long. RefSeq lists its product as uncharacterized. The record is from RefSeq and is a predicted model, not a curated record. Lineage: Eukaryota; Viridiplantae; Streptophyta; Magnoliopsida; Magnoliales; Magnoliaceae. Bases 1 to 594 code for a protein of 197 amino acids. The transcript has a single exon.
AUGCAUUACAUUGUGUUAUUUGAUUCUGGUGCAUCGCAUUCCUUUGUGGCUGAUGAUUUCUACCGAUCAACCAGUUUACCGUUAGAGUCGACUCGUGAGGGUUUGUCGGUGUCAACACCUCUGGGGAAGACUGCAGUGAUAGAUCGAUUUUGUUCAUCUUGCCCCAUUCUGAUCGAGGAUAUCUUUUUGCUUACUAAUCUGUUCAUAUUGCCGAUGUCCGAGUUUGAUGUCAUCUUGGGCAUGGAUUGGAUCGCCGAGUACCAUGCUAUAUUGGAUUGCUCUGCGAAGAUAGUCACGUUCUGUAUACCCAGCAUGCCAGAGUUUCAGUUUGUUACCGAGCCUAGAGGAGAGCAGCUUUCCUGUCUGUUGUUGUGUGCCGUUGAGGAGUCAGUUAAUUUUAGUAUCGACCAUAUGCCGAUCAUUUAUGGCUUUCCUGAUGUGUUCCAGGAGAUUCUGUUGUUACUAGCUCGUCGACACACCGAGUUCCAGAUUGAUCUCGUGCCCGGUAUCGCGCCUAUAUCAAAGGCCCCGUAUCAUAUGGCACGGUUGGAGUUGCGGAAACUGCAGAAGCAGUUGAUGAAUUACGUGAUCUAG